UGCGUAUUGGCAACAAGUUCUUUCUCCAGCUCGUCGCGUUCUAACAACUGGCGAUCUAGCUUCUGUGGAUGGAUUCUUCAGUGGAGGAUUGUUCUUCCGAUACGCUUGGGUUUAUGGAGCUUGCUAUUCUUCAGGCCAAACUCGCACUAAACAGCCUUGAAGUGCCUGUGGGCUGUGUGAUUGUUGAAGAUGGGAUGGUCAUUGCCACUGGAAGAAACCGCACUAACGAGACCCGAAAUGCUACCAGACAUGCAGAGAUGGAAGCGAUCGAUAUCCUGAUUGAGGCAUGGCAGAGGGAUGGACUUUCAACCUCAGAAGUGGCUGAUAAAUUCUCGAAGUGCAAACUUUAUGUUACCUGUGAACCAUGCAUUAUGUGUGCUUCUGCCCUAUCAAUACUCGGUAUAAAGGAAGUAUAUUAUGGUUGUGCAAAUGAUAAAUUUGGUGGAUGUGGAUCUGUAUUGUCGCUUCACUUAGGUAGCCGGGAGGCGCCUACAAGUAGUAAUGGGCAAGGAAGGGGAUUCAAAUGUACUGCAGGAAUUAUGGCAUCCGAAGCAGUUGCUCUUUUUCGAACUUUUUACGAACAGGGGAAUCCCAAUGCUCCAAAGCCUCACAGGCUCCUUGGUAACCAUCAGGCGGGUCAAUGAGAGAAAUGAGGUCACUUUUGCUUAUGAUUCUGUUCCUGUCAAAAGAGCUUUUGAAACUGGCAAAGGCAUCCCCAUGUAGUUCAUAUCUCAAACAAUGGAGUUUUGAGCUUGAAGGUACCAACCUCGAGGUCAUUGCUAUACAAUCUGAGAGUAUGAUAUUUCUAUCCACUUAGCAUUGCAUCAACCAGAAAAUAUUCCUCGAAUCAAAUGUCUGCAAAUAGAUUAUGCUGGAAAUUCAUAUUGGUAGGGGGGUAGUAGUGAUUGAAGCAGAGAUGUUGAUGUGUGAGGAACGAGAGAAGAUUGAAGAGAAAACAAAAGACCUGAGGAAAAUCUUCCACAGAAUAUGGUGGCUUACAAUUAUCACUUUCUAGUGCCUAAUAUGAGCUUAGUUCAAUAGUUUAGGUAUCUCUACUUCUUUCCAUCGUCAUAAACGCAAGUGUAUUGAACCAUUUAUUUGUCACAACUUGUGCACACAUGUUCCUAACACGGACCAUUUUGUUGACGGAAUCAAGUAUCGUUUGUAUUCUCCAUUAGUGUCUAUACUAUACGUUACUCAAAAUAAAUCGACCUCCGAUACGUUGUGUAUGUUGAUUUUGAACAGUUGUCACUAAACGAUUGUAACAAUAAUUCUUGAA
This is a messenger RNA of Cucurbita moschata (crookneck pumpkin), 1279 nucleotides long. RefSeq names its product tRNA-specific adenosine deaminase 2-like. Gene Ontology annotation, molecular function: zinc ion binding; tRNA-specific adenosine-34 deaminase activity. Gene Ontology annotation, biological process: tRNA wobble adenosine to inosine editing. The record is from RefSeq and is a predicted model, not a curated record. NCBI's taxonomy places the organism in Eukaryota, Viridiplantae, Streptophyta, Magnoliopsida, Cucurbitales, Cucurbitaceae. The transcript has 8 exons. The coding region runs from base 69 to 644 and encodes 191 amino acids.